Molecule: messenger RNA, 886 nt
Organism: Phragmites australis (common reed)
Lineage: Eukaryota; Viridiplantae; Streptophyta; Magnoliopsida; Poales; Poaceae
Product: transcription repressor OFP8-like
Exons: 1
Coding region: 130-765 (211 amino acids)
Biological process (GO): negative regulation of DNA-templated transcription
Source: RefSeq, a predicted model, not a curated record
CAUUUAAAUCGGCCGCUUCUCCCCGCUCCCUCACGAGUUCACAGCUGACAACACCCUAGCCACGUCCACUUCUCCAAGAACUCGGCCUCGAGUGAUCUUGCGCGCGCGCGUGGAAGUUAAGCGAUUGCCAUGUCAUUGUCAGGUGCAUGCAGCCGCCGUGGUGGUGGCAGGUUCCAGUUGCCGCGGCGGCGGCGGCCGCCGGUGGUGGACGUCGGCUGCAACUGCCGCACGCCGAGGCUGCUCAGCUCCCUCAUCUCCUCGCUCAAGUCCCACGCGCGCGGCGUUGUCGGCGGCGGCAACUUCAAGUCUCCGCACCCCUCCUCGUCGCGGUCGUCAUUGACCACCACGGCCUUCACGUCGUCCACCACAACCAUGGCCACCUCCGCAUCGUCGGUCGACCAUUCGUCGUGGGGCCCCGCGACGUACUCCGUCGCUAGCACCCUCUACGAGGAUGAGGCCGAGGCGAGGCGUCAGAGGCAGCGGCGGAGGAGGAGGAGGCGAUACGAGAGGGAGCAGGCGAGGAGGGAGGAGACGGCCGUGGCGGUGGAGGUGGAGUCGUCGGCGCCGUACGAGGACUUCCGGGAGUCGAUGGUGGCGAUGGUGACGGAGAAGGAGAUGUACGCGUGGGAGGACCUGAACGAGCUGCUGCACCAGUUCCUGGCACUCAACUCGCCGCGCCACCACCCGCUCAUCCUCACCGCCUUCGCCGACCUCUGGGCGCCCCGCGGCGGCCUCUUCUGCCCUCCCUCCCCCUGCCUCCUCUGAACUCAUCGCGCGUUCCUCCCUACCUUAGCCAGUAGCUAGGCUCGCCGGGAUGAUAUUGGAAUGCAUUGCGCUACAAAGCUAAAGCUUGUAAUCAAAAUGCUAUUAUCACUAGUAUUGUUAU